UCAUACCUCCUAUGGUCAUUUAAAGAUGGCGGACUGCCUGGCUGCACGCUUGGCUGCCCAGGAGGAGCAAAUUCUGCUCCUCGCCGGCGAAAUAUCCGUCCUUCGUGACGGGAUAAACCGAGAUUUAGGCCCUGCAGGGGACGCGGGGGUGUCCUCGCAGCUGGAGGAGCUGAAGUCAGAGAAUGAAAAGCUCAAGUACCGGCUACUGCACCUCCGCCGGGGUCUGCGGGCAGAGCUGGAGCUCGAGCAGGGCAAGAGUUCACAGGCAGGGGGCGAGUGUGCCAAAGCAACCGGGGGCAUCGUCGUCAAGGGAGGACAGGCGAACAACAAAGCGACUAAAAAGCUGAGCAGCCUUGAGUCUAAGAACAAGGAAAAGAAGCAAACAAAAGAACAAUCAGAUGGAACUGUGAAAGAGUUGAAGGGUUGGCCCUCAUUUGUUGACGAACGCCUCAGACUGUAUGAAGAACUGAAGAAGGAGAGUGACGCCCUCCAGGCAAAGAAAGCUUUGGACGGUAAGCCUAUCAAUGUGGAGCUGCCCGACGGACGUCAGGUCACGGGCACGUCCUGGAUCACCACCCCGUACCAACUUGCUUGCGACAUCAGUCAGGGUCUAGCUGACAAUGCAGUGAUAUCUCGAGUCAACGGAGAGCUGUGGGACUUGGACAGACCCCUGGAGCGUGAUUGCUCAUUGGAGAUCUUGCGCUUUGAUAAUGAGGAUGCCCAGGCAGUGUACUGGCACUCAAGUGCUCACAUACUGGGCGAAGCAAUGGAAAGCUUCUAUGGUGGCUGUUUAUGUUACGGACCCCCCAUAGAAAAUGGCUUCUACUAUGACAUGUUUCUGGAUGGUACAAAGAGCGUGUCCAGCACUGAGUUUGGAGAACUUGAGACCUUGUGCAAGACGGUAGUGAAGGAGAAACAAGCUUUUGAAAGGCUUGAGGUUACCAAGGAAACACUGCUGAAGAUGUUUAAAUACAACAAAUUCAAGUGCCGCAUUCUAAAUGAGAAGGUCACCACACCGACGACUACAGUUUACAGGUGCGGCCCCCUUAUAGACCUCUGUCGAGGUCCUCAUGUGAGGCACACAGGCAAGAUCAAAGCCAUGAAAAUCUACAAGAACUCUGCGACCUACUGGGAGGGUCGCUCAGACAUGGAAACCCUGCAAAGGAUAUAUGGGAUCUCUUUCCCUGACUCCAAGAUGCUCAAAGAGUGGGAACGCUUCCAGGAGGAGGCCAAGAAUAGAGACCAUCGUAAGAUUGGCAAAGACCAAGAGUUGUUCUUUUUCCACGAUCUCAGUCCUGGGAGUUGCUUCUUCCUGCCGCGUGGAGCUUACAUUUACAACACGCUCAUUGAAUUCAUCAGGGAAGAGUAUUGGAGAAGAGGCUUCCAAGAAGUGGCAUCUCCCAACAUCUAUAACAGCAAGCUGUGGGAGACAUCUGGCCACUGGCAGCACUACAGUGAAAACAUGUUCUCGUUCCCUGUGGAAGAGGAGACCUUCGCAUUGAAACCCAUGAACUGCCCCGGGCACUGUUUGAUGUUUGGCCACCGGCCUCGCUCGUGGAGGGAACUACCCCUCAGGUUGGCUGACUUCGGGGUCCUCCACCGUAACGAGCUGUCUGGAACGCUCACUGGGUUGACCAGAGUGCGACGUUUCCAGCAGGAUGAUGCUCAUAUUUUUUGUACCAUGGAUCAGAUCGAGACUGAGAUGAAGGGCUGCUUGGAUUUCCUGCGCUGUGUGUACAGUGUGUUCGGUUUCUCCUUCCAGCUUCAUCUCUCCACUCGACCUGAGAAGUACCUGGGUGACAUUGCUGUGUGGAACCAAGCUGAGAAGCAAUUGGAGAACAGCCUCAUUGAGUUCGGCGAGCCGUGGAAACUCAACCCCGGAGAUGGCGCUUUCUACGGACCCAAGAUUGACAUUAAGAUCAAGGACGCCAUAGGUCGUUACCACCAGUGUGCUACCAUUCAACUGGACUUUCAGCUUCCCCUCCGCUUCGACCUGACCUUUGUGGGAAAGGAUGGUGAUGAUAAAGCUCGCCCAGUUAUCAUCCAUCGUGCCAUCUUGGGCUCCGUAGAGCGAAUGAUUGCUAUUCUGACGGAAAACUACGCCGGGAAAUGGCCUCUUUGGAUCUCUCCCAGACAGGUGAUGGUGGUGCCUGUCAACCCGACCUGCGAGGAAUAUGCUAGGAAGGUAUGCAAGCAGUUUACAGAUGCAGGCAUGAUGGCGGACGCUGACCUCGACUCUGGGUGCCUUUUGAAUAAGAAAAUCCGCAAUGCUCAACUAGCCCAAUAUAACUUUAUUCUGGUGGUCGGUGAGAAGGAGAAGAUGACCAGCAGCGUCAACGUGCGCACCAGGGACAACAAAGUUCACGGCGAACUAUCAGUGGCCGAGACGUUGGCGCGGCUGAGUCUUCUCAAGCAGGCUCGUUGUAGAAAUGCAGAAGAGGAGUUCUGAUAAAAUGCUUCGUGAGGAUGUUGGAGUAAUUCAGUCUUCUCCAGAUGACAGUGGUCCAUAUUUCAUGGACUUUCAUUUCAUCAAAGUUGGUGCUGAGGAUGUGUUGUUAAAGGUGCAAAUUUUUACUAUGAUUGAUUAGAGAGGGUUGAGGGUUUGAAGGAACGUGCGUCGAUUGUUAUCAUGAAGACUGAUGAUGUAAUUGGCCUGUCUUUUCUUGGAAAGAAAAUAAAACACGUUCAAGUGCAGCUCUUUUGAUUUAUGUAGACAAAAUUAAUAAAUGAGUGUUUG
Molecule: messenger RNA, 2737 nt
Organism: Corythoichthys intestinalis (scribbled pipefish)
Lineage: Eukaryota; Metazoa; Chordata; Actinopteri; Syngnathiformes; Syngnathidae
Gene: tars3
Product: threonyl-tRNA synthetase 3
Exons: 19
Coding region: 26-2449 (807 amino acids)
Biological process (GO): threonyl-tRNA aminoacylation
Cellular component (GO): cytoplasm
Molecular function (GO): threonine-tRNA ligase activity; ATP binding
Source: RefSeq, a predicted model, not a curated record